Molecule: messenger RNA, 3318 nt
Organism: Limanda limanda (common dab)
Lineage: Eukaryota; Metazoa; Chordata; Actinopteri; Pleuronectiformes; Pleuronectidae
Gene: plpp3
Product: phospholipid phosphatase 3
Exons: 7
Coding region: 350-1291 (313 amino acids)
Biological process (GO): phospholipid metabolic process; canonical Wnt signaling pathway; phospholipid dephosphorylation
Molecular function (GO): phosphatidate phosphatase activity
Source: RefSeq, a predicted model, not a curated record
AAUCCUCAGUCACUCCAAGUGUUUGGAACCCGGAGCGAAACAAGGGAGCGGGCUUUCCAUCCAUCUGCAGCAACUUAUCAUCUCUGAGUCUGUGGCGCGGGUCCGUUCACUUUAUCUCACUUAUUUACGUUAUUAUAGAUUUUUGUUUUCUCUCACAGCUGAAAAACGAGACAACGAAGACGCACCAGCACAUCUGCUGCUCUCACGAGUCCUCCGAGUUGGGACGUUUUGUUUUUUUUCUCCCCGCACACUCGCUUGACAUUUGCUUGAAGGACUCGAGAGCCUGUCAGAGUUCCUCCAGCCACACCGCGUGGUGCGGGAGUUUCCAGCUGAUCCGGGGAGUUCUCCAAUGCAAAAGUACAUGUAUGAGAAAGCGAUGGCUCAAGAGACCAGGAACGGUGGAACCUCUACAUUAAACAACAACAACGGCGUUGACAACAGCAAGAGAAAGCUGUUGAUAGCGCUCGACAUCUUCUGCCUUCUUCUCGCUAGCCUGCCUUUCCUGAUCAUUGAGACUAGCACCAUAAAGCCGUACCACCGCGGGUUUUACUGUUCGGACGAGUCCAUCCGCUACCCCCGAAAAGAGGGAGACACCAUUAGUGAUGCUGUUCUUUGCGGUGUUGGCAUUCUUAUUGCCAUCUUCUCUAUUGUGAUUGGGGAAUGCUACAGGAUUCACCAGCUACAUGAGGGAACCAAGUCUUUCGUCGGGAAUCCCUACGUGGCCGCUCUCUAUAAACAGAUGGGCGUGUUUCUCUUCGGUUGUGCGGUCAGUCAGUCAUUCACAGACAUCGCCAAGGUGUCGGUGGGUCGCAUGAGACCCCACUUCAUCAAUGUGUGCAGGCCGGACUUCUCCACCAUCGACUGUUCACUGGGAUACAUCACCAACUACACCUGCACUGGUGACGAGAGUGAUGUUCAGGAGGCCAGGAAAUCCUUCUUCUCAGGACAUGCCUCUUUCUCAAUGUUCACCAUGCUCUACCUGGCUUUCUACCUCCAGUCCAGGUUUACAUGGCGCGGUGCUCGUCUCCUCCGCCCGCUGCUCCAGUUCACCCUGUUGAUGAUGGCGUUUUACACCGGCCUAUCACGCGUCUCCGACCACAAGCAUCACCCGACUGAUGUCCUGGCAGGCUUUGUGCAGGGAGCCCUGGUGGCCUACUGCAUAGUGUUCUACGUGUCAGACCUGUUCAAGCACAGGGUAAAACCGGCCACGCCCCCACCCUCCCCAAUCAAGAAGGAGCUGCUGCCUUCGUCCGACAUCAUCGAGAGGAACAAUCACCACAACAUGGUGUGAGAGAGGCCACACCUCUUUUCCUGUGACGGAGGAGCCAAUAACAGCGCUGCUCGCCUCCCAUCGGACAGUAGAAUGUAGCGACGAGAGACUGUAGCUGCUUCUCAAAUGGCACCCUCCUCCUCCAUCCUUUUUUGUAGUGCCCUGCCAGGCACUUUGUGGACUAGGGUGUCAGAUUUGAGAAUUGCACUGCAGAGUCCACUCUCACUAUCCAGACUUGUUAUUUACUUUUACGUUAACUACUAAACAACAUUUGAGCCCAUUGUUUUUGAGCAAAAACUGAAAAGAAUUGGAAGCUAGAAGACAAAAUUUAUUAAGAAAUUGAUGACUUGACGAUAGAGCUGAGGGUGUGGAGGUUUGAUAGAAGUGUUACCACCUGAAGUCAAAAACACUUAUGAAGAAAAUGAAGAAAAGAGACAAGAUGAAAAAAAAAAAAGACAAACCCCCUGCCCAGGGAGGGAGGGAGUUCCAGCGACGCCUCCUUUCUGAACUCUCUGUGGCCUCGGAACGCCGUUGGACAACAACUUCCUUAGCUACGGGAACGAUAUUACUGCAAUAACUAGCAGCAUAGAAAUAUUAACAUUAUAGAAAAGUAUAACUUAUAGCACUGUUUUUAAGUCCAUUGUCCGUUAUCACCACUUGCUGCCUGAGAUGUUUGACUGAAAGAAAGUCUGACGAUGCUGAAUAUCCACGAGACAGAAAUACUGACUCCUUAAAGCCAACUAGGCCCAGUGUGGUCCCUCACAAGACUUCAUCCUCAGGCUGGAUGAAGAGGCUUUAAUAACAAUAACUCCUCUUCCCCUGCAAAGAUCACACACUGAUCUCUUUAGGCCCAUACAUCAUCUUUCAGAUCAGUUUCUUUUCAAUAGUUUGGAAAGUGGAGCCCUUCAACCCCUUGUCUCUGUCUCCUGAUUCAACACGUCAGGCUUUUUUAGUAUCGGACUGUCAGUGCAGCCUAAACCCGGGAUGUUGCAUUUCUUGAGGGUUAAAUGUAGUAAAGCAGGGAUAUUUUCUGUGGAGGGAGGGAGACAGAUCCCACACCACCCCCCUUCCAGCACCUGUACAAGAGCCGUGGCUGUGCCAUGCCUCUCUCUGGUGCUGGGGCCGUCUGUUGAGCCUCCCGAAUGGGAGAGAGAAUGGGUGGGCACAUUGAAGAGGGAGGGGUGGUCUGUCCCCGUAGAAAGAGGGUGAUGAUUUACAGCUAAGCUGGCACAUUAUUUUGGGUUGAUUUGGGCUCCUGCCGCUGGCAGGGAGGGGCCUCUCACCCACCCAAUCACUCGUUGGCAAUGGAUGUUUGUGUGUCAAUGUGUGUGUGUGUGUGUGUGUGUUUGUGUGUAUGUGUGUGUGUCCUAGGCUUGUGCUUGUGUGGGUACACUUGUACUUGUACAUGUACAUCUUGUGUUUGUGUGUGUAAAUAUGUUUGAGCGCUGUGCCCUGUGAAACCCCCUCUUGAUAAACAGUGUGUCGGAUGAAACACACACACCCACUGUCAGCUGUGCCAAGUCUGUGUGUUUAUGUGUGUGUGUCUUUGUGCAUGUGCCACUGUGUGUCAGAGAGCGAGAGAGCAGGUGGACGUUAUAAAACAAACCUGUGGAUCUAAUAUUUUUAUUCUCAUCUUUAACCUUGUAUGUUUAUAGCCUGUCUCGUAUAAUCACUAACAGUUGUACAGAACCAGAAACAGACGCCCUUUUUAUUUUCAGCCUACUCAGACAUCCUCCUCCAACAACACACUCCGCCAUGUUGCACAUCUUUCUCAUCGUAUAGUCCGUCCUAUCAUUACACGAAGCCGUUUCACUCUCUUUUUAUAAAUAUAUAAAUAAUGUAUAGAUGACUAAAAUUAACUCUGUAAAAUAUUUGUUUAACAUGUUUAGAUAUAUCCACUAUGAUUACAGACCUGUGUUCUUUACAAAAUGCUGCUUCAAAAGCAUCAAUUGACAGAUUUUUGUAUCUAAAUACCUAUUGUAGAUUGUUAUAGUUAUGUUUGUAAUAUGCAUUAAAAAAAAUACAUCCACAAUUGUAUUAAAAUUCAA